AUGAUUGGGAACACUGUGAAUUAUAAGCACGCUGCUUGGAAAUUUGGAGUCAUCAAAUAUCAGAAUGUACAUUUCCUCUGUGUAGUCAAACCAGCCUUCAAACUCUGUGAAAACAGCAUUGCAAACUACCAAGGGCUCAAAUUUGAGCAAUACAUGACCUCCGGAAUUAACGAAACGGUUCGUGGAAGCGAUCCAGAGCAAUAUUAUACCGAAAAAUUCUGA
Gongylonema pulchrum is the source of this 222-nucleotide messenger RNA. NCBI's taxonomy places the organism in Eukaryota, Metazoa, Nematoda, Chromadorea, Rhabditida, Gongylonematidae. The record is from the annotation of a GenBank genome assembly.